This is a messenger RNA of Fusarium fujikuroi IMI 58289, 915 nucleotides long. RefSeq lists its product as uncharacterized. The coding region runs from base 1 to 915 and encodes 304 amino acids. NCBI's taxonomy places the organism in Eukaryota, Fungi, Ascomycota, Sordariomycetes, Hypocreales, Nectriaceae. The transcript has a single exon. The record is from RefSeq and is a predicted model, not a curated record.
AUGCGUCUCUCCAUUUUUAAGCCUUUGAUUCUGGCUCAUCUUUUCAGUCUGGGCAUUGCCCAAACACCAGACUCAACAGACCCAGCUACAACUGCAGAGAGCAUCGCCAUUCCCCCGACAGCUUCACCAUCUGGUGCUGAGGAUGCCACCAGCGACAGCACGGCUCAGCCGACAUCUGCACCUGGAGGAGGAGGAGGGUCAAGUAACUCCUCACUUGGUCCUCCCGACGUUCAUCUCAAAGUCCCAGAACUCUCUGUUGGCCGCAUUGAGCUAGACGUCGACAAUCUGCAUGCAGACAUCAACCUCAACGCUGAUAUUGCGAAGCUUGUUCAGAUCAACGCCGGCAUCCAAGUCGGCAUUGACAAAGUCAACAUCACAAUUGCGGAUGUAGAGGCUGAACUUGAGCUCGUGGUUCGCCUGGGCCAUUUGGUCGAGAUUGUCAACCGCACUCUGGCUUCUCUCGAUCUGAACCCGGCUCUCAUCAAUUUGCUCGACUCCGUCGGCGACAUUGUCGAAGGCGUCAUCGGCGCUGUGGAUGGUCUACUUGGAUCUAUCACCCAGGGCGACACGAAACUCAAUUUCCUCAUUGACAACCUUGGAAACAUCGUGCAAGAAGUCACAAAAACGGGCAGCGAUGUUGUCAGCUCGAUUAUCGGAAACUACAAGCAAAAUAUGACCUUCACUGGCGAUGAGAAGACUUUGCAAAAUGGUCUCACGCAGAGGACAUACGAGUACAAGGAGCUCAGUGCUCUUGUAAACAUUGUAUUUAACAAAGCUGGUCAAAUUGUUCAGGCCAUGGUUGUCAAAGGUGGCGGUAGUGGUUCCGGAGACGAUGAUGAGCCCAGUGGCAGUGCAACUGCGUCGCAAACAGCAACGGCUGCUCCCAGCCAAGCUACGACAACAUCAUCUGCUUAA